GACUGUAACCCAACAACAACAACCCCGCUCCAUCAUCCCCGCCGCUGCCAUCCUCAUCCACACGACUCCGCACACUGCAGGCGCCAUGCAAACCCCAGAGGUGGGCGCUGACUCUGCAUCUACCGUGCCCCUCCAGACCAGCGUGCCUGUCCAGCCUGCUGUCUCCGCCCAGCAGGUGGCUUCUCAGGUGCCCGUCCAGCAGCAGGCACAGACUGUUCAGCAGGUCCAGCAUGUGUAUCCAGCACAGGUGCAGUACGUGGAGGAGAACAGCGGCGUGUACGCUAAUGGAAACAUCCGGACAUAUUCGUAUUCGGAGCCUCAGCUGUACAGCCAGAACAGUGGCGGCAACUACUUCGACACGCAAGGCAGCUCCUCCCAAGUGACCACGGUGGUGACGUCGCACAGCCUGGCCAACAAUGGCAACGGCAACGGCAGCCUGGGCAUGGGGCUGUCCGGCGGCCAGAUCAUCAGCAGCUCGGGUGCUUACCUGAUCGGGGGCAACUCCAUGGACAGCCCUGCCCCUCACGCCACCGCCCAGACCACCAGGGCCUCCCCGGCCACGAUUGAAAUGGCGAUUGAGACGCUCCAAAAGUCUGAGGGUUUGUCCAGUCAGAGGAGUUCACUGCUCAACAGCCAUCUGCAGUGGCUCCUGGACAACUACGAGACGGCCGAGGGCGUGAGCCUGCCCCGUUCCACCCUCUACAACCACUACUUGCGCCACUGCCAGGAGCAGAAGCUAGACCCGGUCAACGCCGCCUCGUUCGGCAAGCUCAUCCGCUCCAUCUUCAUGGGCCUGCGCACGCGUCGCCUGGGAACCAGAGGGAACUCCAAGUACCAUUACUACGGGAUCCGGGUGAAGCCCGACUCUCCGCUGAACCGUCUGCAGGAGGACAUGCAGUACAUGGCCCUCCGGCAGCAGCCUGUCCAGCAGAAGCAGAGGUUCAAGCCGGUGCAGAAGGUGCACGGCAUGUCGGCCGAGAGCUAUCCUGGCAGCGGGCAGCACACCCCCAGCGCCGCCGAGCAGACCGUGAUCGAACAGAGCCAGCACCAUCAGCAGUUCCUGGAUGCCUCUCGGGCUCUGCCCGAAUUCAUGGAUCUCGACCUGGGAGAGAGCGGAGUGGACGGCACAAGCGUGGAGGACGUCAAAGCCCUUCAAGCACUGUACAGAGAACACUGCGAAGCCAUCUUGGACGUGGUGGUAAACCUCCAAUUCAGCCUGAUCGAGAAACUGUGGCAGACGUUCUGGCGCUACUCCCCCUCCAGCUCUGUAGAGGGAGCCACCGUAACGGAAAACAGCGGCGUGAGUGAGAUCGAGGGGCGCCUGCCGCGGCCCAGACUGCUGCUGCUGUGUCGGAGCGAGGCAGUGCUAAAGUGGAUGGGCGCCUGCGACCACCUGAUGUACCAGGCGUUGGUCGAGAUUCUCAUCCCCGACGUGCUCAGACCCAUUCCUAGUGCCUUGACUCAAGCCAUCCGUAACUUUGCCAAAAGCCUUGAGGGCUGGCUCACCAACGCCAUGAGCGCCAUCCCCCAGAAGAUGAUCCAGACCAAGGUAUCCGCUGUUAGUGCCUUCGCCCAGACCCUGCGCAGAUACACGUCGCUGAACCACCUGGCCCAAGCAGCGCGGGCCGUCCUGCAGAACACCUCCCAGAUCAACCAGAUGCUGAGUGACCUUAACCGCGUUGACUUCGCCAACGUGCAGGAGCAGGCCUCGUGGGUGUGCCAGUGUGAGGAGGGCGUGGUUCAGCGGCUGGAACAGGACUUCAAGGCCACGCUGCAGCAGCAGAGCUCCCUGGAGCAGUGGGCCGCCUGGUUGGACAACGUAGUGAGCCAGGUCCUCAAGCCCUACGAGGACCGGCCCAGCUUCCCCAAAGCCGCCCGCCAGUUCCUGCUCAAGUGGUCCUUUUACAGCUCCAUGGUGAUCCGGGACCUGACCCUGCGCAGUGCCGCCAGCUUCGGCUCCUUCCACCUCAUCCGCCUGCUCUACGACGAGUACAUGUUCUACCUGGUGGAGCACCGCGUCGCCCAGGCAACCGGGGAGACACCCAUUGGGGUCAUGGGUGAGUUUGAUGAGCUGAACGCCAUGUCACCCACCAACAUCGACAAAGAUGAGGUGAGCGAGGUGGACAGCGACCUGGACGAGGAGAUGGAGGAGGCCGACGAGCCGCUAGCCAAGCGUGAGAGGGCAGAGGCGGAGGUGAUCCAGGUGCUGCACGUGGGGGCCAUGGAGGACGGCAGCAGCGCCGUGGUCGGGGUGUUGCAGCCAGGCAUGCUGGGCGUAGCGGGGCAGCCGACGCCUCCGCUCGCGGGCCCGGCCGAGCACGUGCUCGGCCCGGCCGCCACCACCAGCACCAUCCGCCACUGCGGCAGCGCUGGGAACGCCUAUGCGUCUGUGUGA
This is a messenger RNA of Electrophorus electricus (electric eel), 2395 nucleotides long. RefSeq names its product regulatory factor X, 3 (influences HLA class II expression) (gene rfx3). Gene Ontology annotation, molecular function: DNA-binding transcription factor activity, RNA polymerase II-specific; RNA polymerase II cis-regulatory region sequence-specific DNA binding. The record is from RefSeq and is a predicted model, not a curated record. Gene Ontology annotation, cellular component: nucleus. Gene Ontology annotation, biological process: regulation of transcription by RNA polymerase II. NCBI's taxonomy places the organism in Eukaryota, Metazoa, Chordata, Actinopteri, Gymnotiformes, Gymnotidae.